Molecule: messenger RNA, 1058 nt
Organism: Pantherophis guttatus
Lineage: Eukaryota; Metazoa; Chordata; Lepidosauria; Squamata; Colubridae
Source: RefSeq, a predicted model, not a curated record
GGAAGACCAAGUGAUCACCAUCCAGGCCAGCUCCCUGCUGCCAGAAGCUGCUGGCAUGGCUGCCCAAAGCCUCCAUGGUCAUAUCUACCUCUAUCUGCUCAUGUCCUUCUUUGUGGGAGGGUCCAAAGUCCCCUGUGAGCAGCAUCUGCGCUCCCGAAAAGUCCAGCAGGAGUCCCUGCUGGAGUCCCUGCAGUGGGAGGCCUACUGGGUGCCCCUGAUGAUCAUCCUGGGUGGCUGCUGUGCUAUGGCCUGGAGCAUCCUCUUCAUUGCCUAUGACGUGGGCCAGGAGAGGGGGAAGGUGCUACCAAAGAUCCCUCCUGCCCAGGAGGAGGAGCAGGAGGAGGAGGGGGGACCCAGACAGAUGCCUCCUGAGGAGACGAAGGCGGACUCUAACCUGCUAGAAAGUAAAAACUCAAAAGAAUUGCUUGGGAUUCCGCUACAGACAAAGGGAUCCAAAGAAGGAAUUGAGCUAAACCCAAAAGGAUCCCAAGAGGCGAUUGGGAAUCCCCAGCAAAGUGAAGAAAGCAAAGGAGCCAAGGAGGGACUUGAAAAUCAACUGGAAAUCAAAAGAUUCCAAGUUGGGGUCGAGAACCAGCUGGAAAGAAAAGGAUCCCGGGAGGUGAUUGGCUCCCCUUUCCUGCAGGGGGAAAAUGAUCCCACCUCCUUUAGAUCCAAUCAGGGAGAAGACCAGCCAUGUGGGAAGCUCUGGACCACCAUGGAGAAGGAGCUGGAGAGGCUCCUGAAGCUGCUGCGCUUCUGCCGGUCCUCUGGGCCAGGUCCCUUGGUUGAUGGGUUCCUGGCCCCUGCAGUCGAGGAGGCCAUACCCCCUCCAGCCACAAAGACUCCCAAUCCUGCAGCAGAAGAGAUCCCGCAUCCAACCCCAGCACAAGAGCCACCGACCGCCCCAACCGAGGAGACCCCAAGGUCACUCAACUCCAGGCAGAGUCCGGCUACGAUGCAUCUCAUCAUCUGUGGGCUUCUCAGCAGUGCAUGUCAGAACAGGGGCCGAAGAAGGCGGGAUGGGAGCAGAGGGCGCAAAUAAACUCCGUGUACACUCA